GCAACCACAUCCUAGCGACAGCAUUUGGCCAGCUCAGUUUACUAGACACAGUCAGCAGAAGAAGAUGUUCUGCUGCUGGCCCCUGAAGCUCAGAUGCUUCAGCUUCAGGAAAACCCAGAGGGUGAGACUUACUGAUGGUUCCCAUGGCCAGCUCAGCCCUCCUGGCCGCUCUUUCUGGCCAUUUCGCAAGAGGCAAAAAAAGGGGAGACAAUCUACGUGCACACCUAAGGAGGAACGUUGGGGAGACUCCCCAACGUUCCUCCCCAGUAAGAAGGGACCCCGUCACCGUGCAGCACCGGGUAAGAGUGGCAGGUCCUGGGUACCAUACCUGGAGCCCCUGGUGGAGGAGAAUGAAGAAGAUCUGACCGAGGUUGCCAUAGAGGGGAAGCCACCAGGAGGACCAGAGGCAACUUCAGGACGUACGGGGGUUCCUGAGGCCACUCCACCCCGGCUUGGGGAAGGAGAAAACAGCCAGGACCCCAGCAGGAUAUCUGUUUGUCCUGAGCACACCCCACCCUGGCUGGGGGAGGGAGAACCCAGCCAGAAGCCCUCCGUUAUGGCCGAGGGUCCUGAGUCCACCCCACCCUGCGUGGGGGAGGGUGAGCCCUACCCAGACCCUGGCAUGACCCCCGCAGGUCCAGAGGCCACCCGAACCCGGCUGAGCCCUCCCCACCCUGGUUGA
Molecule: messenger RNA, 682 nt
Organism: Talpa occidentalis (Iberian mole)
Lineage: Eukaryota; Metazoa; Chordata; Mammalia; Eulipotyphla; Talpidae
Product: nascent polypeptide-associated complex subunit alpha, muscle-specific form-like
Exons: 4
Coding region: 65-682 (205 amino acids)
Source: RefSeq, a predicted model, not a curated record